Molecule: messenger RNA, 2080 nt
Organism: Hylaeus anthracinus
Lineage: Eukaryota; Metazoa; Arthropoda; Insecta; Hymenoptera; Colletidae
Gene: AsnS
Product: asparagine synthetase [glutamine-hydrolyzing]
Exons: 10
Coding region: 272-1954 (560 amino acids)
Cellular component (GO): cytosol
Molecular function (GO): asparagine synthase (glutamine-hydrolyzing) activity
Source: RefSeq, a predicted model, not a curated record
GAAAUGUCAUCGGUGUUACUUCAGAUAAAAAUGCGUAGUUGCUCUUGAGUAACGUACGUAUGUUCGAACGUGAAGCAAUACAAAUUUAACAUGCAUAACGUGUGAUUCAUUCAUUUGUUUAAACAAAUAAGAAUAAACAAUUUUAUUCGUAUUUUAUAACUACUAUUAUUGUACAUAUAAAAACGGUUCAAAAAGAAACAAAAUUCUGCUUCAUAAAAAAACAUUUUUUUACAAAAAUCAACAAAUCAAAAGAAACUUUAUCAUAAAUAAAAUGUGUGGAAUUUGGGCUCUCUUUGGAUUGGACGGACAACCUUUAACCUGCAUCUGUAAAAGCUUUCAAAAAAUUGAACAUCGUGGUCCAGAAGCCUUUCGACUUGAAUAUGAUGAUAAAAUCAAAAAUGGUUAUUUUGGAUUUCAUAGACUGGCCAUUGUUGAUAAUCUCCAUGGAAUGCAGCCAAUGAGACUUUAUAAAUAUCCACAUUAUUUUUUAUUAUGCAAUGGUGAAAUUUACAAUCACAAAGAAAUCGGCCAGCAGUAUGGAUUUCAAUACAGUACUGAGUGUGAUGUUGAAGUGCUAAUACACUUAUAUGAAAAUGGUGGUGCCCAAAAUGUAGCUAAACAACUUGAUGGUGUUUUUGCAUUUUGUUUAAUGGAUAUUAAGAAUAGGAGAAUUCUUAUUGGUAGGGAUCCUUAUGGAGUUAGACCUCUUUUCCGAUUAAAGUCUGAUGAUGGACAGCUUGGAGUUUGUUCAGAGAGUAAGGGUCUUAUAGAAAUAACAAAACAAAUAGCAUCAAAAUGGACAUUGGAGCCAUUUAAACCAGGUCAUUAUGAAGAAUAUGAAAUCUUAGAUGAUGGAAGAACAAAAUUGCUAAUGAAAGUAAAUUAUUACAAACCUGGAGAUAAACCCAACUUUCAAGUUUAUACUCCUUGGAAUGCUUUAAACAGCACAGAUAUACUUGGAAACAUAAGAACAUUACUUUCAGCAGCUGUGAAAAAGAGAUUAAUGGCAGAUAGAAGAAUAGGAUGUCUAUUGUCAGGUGGUCUAGAUUCAAGUUUAGUUGCAGCUUUACUUGCAAAACAUGCAAAAGAGGCAAAAUUACCAUACAAAAUACAAAGUUUUGCUAUUGGAAUGGGUGAUAGUCCAGAUAUUCUUGCAGCUAGACAGGUUGCAGAUUAUGUAGGCACAGAGCAUCAUGAAAUCAUUUUUUCAGAAGAAGAUGUAGCAAAAGUGUUAGACAAACUCAUUUAUCAGUUAGAAACGUUUGACAUCACCACAGUCCGAGCGUCCAUUGGUAUGUAUCUCAUUUCAAGAUACAUUAAAUGUAACACAGAAACAACUGUAAUAUUCAGUGGAGAAGGUGCAGAUGAACUGGCACAAGGAUAUAUUUAUUUCAGAGAUGCGCCUAAUGCAGUAGAAGCUCAUGAUGAAUCUAUUCGAUUAUUAAAAGAUAUCUAUUUAUAUGAUGGUUUGAGAGCAGAUAGGACAACUAGUGCAUUCAGUUUAGAACUACGAGUUCCAUUCUUAGAUAUUCAAUUCACAAAUUACUAUCUAUCACUAGAUCCUGCUUCCAGACAGCCUCAAGGAGGCAUUGAAAAGUAUUUAUUAAGAUCUGCAUUUAAUGAUACCAAUCUGUUACCAUCAAACAUACUUUGGAGGCACAAGGAAGCAUUCAGUGAUGGAGUAACAUCAGUUAAAAAAUCUCUUUUCCAAAUCAUACAUGAAAUUGUGGAUAAUCAUGUAUCAGAUGAAGACUUAAAGAAUGCUCACCUUAAAUAUCCGCAUUGUACUCCAAAAACCAAAGAGGCACUUUAUUACAGGAACAUCUUUAAAAAGCAUUACGGAGGACAAUCAGAAACUUUUACACCAUACUUUUGGAUGCCACGUUGGGUAAAGGGAAUUCGUGAUCCAUCUGCAAGAUUUAUUACUCAUUAUGCAGCAGAUGUGAAAAAAUGAUGAUAAAGAAACUAAGAAGGAUUGAAUUUACAGUGAUUUAUAUAAUAAAUUGAAUAUAUUUAAAUGUUUACCAUACAAACAAAAUCUCUGUAUAUUUUUAUAAAAUAAAUUAUAUAUCAAAAUGUU